Porites lobata is the source of this 546-nucleotide messenger RNA. The record is from the annotation of a GenBank genome assembly. Lineage: Eukaryota; Metazoa; Cnidaria; Anthozoa; Scleractinia; Poritidae.
AUGGCUAGGAAAACCUUGUCAACAGAGUUGGUGGACUUUUCCAAGCCCUGGGACCCAUUUGUUGACGUUACUUUGCUGGUGGAAGGAAGAAGAUUCCAUGCUCACCGAAGUAUCCUUGGGCUGUGGUCUCCAGUGUUUUCAAGAAUGUUCACUGCAGACUUCAGAGAGAAAACCGCUCAGCAAAUUCCCUUACCAGGAAAGAAAGCGAAUGACAUAAACGAGCUUCUUCUGGUAAUUUAUCCAACAUCUGCAAAACCGAUAGAUGAUCGCAACUUUGAAUUGCUACUUGACCUUGCAAAGGAAUACAUGAUGACGAAGCUCACCGAGAAGUGUGAAGCCUAUCUGAUGGAUUGGCUUGAUAGUUCACACCAGCAUGGUCUGUGCUUAAACUUCCUUGAAAUCGCCCAAAACUAUACAUUAAAGAAGCUUGAAAUGGCAUGCGUCCACAAGGCUCAGAAUAUUAGCUUCAGUGAGCUGAGAAAACAUGAGGCGUAUGGUAAGAUCAAUCUCUCCAACUAUCGUAAGAUAAUGGAGGCUCGUUUAGAA